CACAGAACGAUAGACAAUAUCGACACAGAACGAUAGACAAUAUCGACACAGAACGAUAGACAAUAUCGACACAGAACGAUAGACAAUGUCGACACAGAACGAUAGACAAUAUCGACACAGAACGAUAGACAAUAUCGACACAGAACGAUAGACAAUAUCGACACAGAACGAUAGACAAUAUCGACACAGAACGAUAGACAAUAUCGACACAGAACGAUAGACAAUAUCGACACAGAACGAUAGACAAUAUCGACACAGAACGAUAGACAAUAUCGACACAGAACGAUAGACAAUAUCGACACAGAACGAUAGACAAUAUCGACACAGAACGAUAGACAAUAUCGACACAGAACGAUAGACAAUAUCGACACAGAACGAUAGACAAUAUCGACACAGAACGAUAGACAAUGUCGACACAGAACGAUAGACAAUGUCGACACAGAACGAUAGACAAUAUCAACACAGAACAAUAGACAAUAUCAACACAGAACAAUAGACAAUAUCGACACGAAACAAUAGACAAUAGACAAUAUCGUUAUUACACUAGACCAAUAGGUUAUUACACUAGACCAGUAGAAUGGAGGGAGAUCAUUAUAGAAUAGGUUAUUACACUAGACCAGUAGGUUAUUACACUAGACCAGUAGGUUAUUACACUAGACCAGUAGGUUAUUACACUAGACCAGUAGGUUAUUACACUAGACCAGUAGGUUAUUACACUAGACCAGUAGGUUAUUACACUAGACCAGUAGGUUAUUACACUAGACCAGUAGGUUAUUACACUAGACCAGUAGGUUAUUACACUAGACCAGUAGGUUAUUACACUAGACCAGUAGGUUGUUACACUAGACCAGUAGGUUAUUACACUAGACCAGUAGGUUAUUACACUAGACCAGUAGGUUAUUACACUAGACCAGUAGGUUAUUACACUAGACCAGUAAGUUAUUACACUAGACCAGUAGGUUGUUACACUAGACCAGUAGGUUAUUACAUUAGACCAGUAGGUUAUUACACUAGACCAGUAGGUUAUUACACUAGACCAGUAGGUUAUUACACUAGACCAGUAAGUUAUUACACUAGACCAGUAGGUUAUUACACUAGACCAGUAGGUUAUUACACUAGACCAGUAGGUUAUUACACUAGACCAGUAGGUUAUUACACUAGACCAGUAGGUUAUUACACUAGACCAGUAGGUUAUUACACUAGACCAGUAGGUUAUUACACUAGACCAGUAGGUUAUUACACUAGACCAGUAGGUUAUUACACUAGACCAGUAGGUUAUUACACUAGACCAGUAGGUUAUUACACUAGACCAGUAGGGUUCCCAUCCCAGUUAAGUCCAAGUCAAUGUGGGUUCCCAUCCCAGUUAAAUGGGUUCCCAUCCCAGUUAAGUCCAAGUCAAUGUGGGUUCCCAUCCCAGUUAAAUGGGUUCCCAUCCCAGUUAAGUCCAAGUCAAUGUGGGUUCCCAUCCCAGUUAAGUCCAAGUCAAUGUGGGUUCCCAUCCCAGUUAAGUCCAAGUUUGUUUGGCUGUUUAACUGUUAAACUCUGCUGCUACAGACUGUUGGAGGCCUUCUAAUGAAAACCAGCCCUCUUCAUUUCUAGAAAACCACAGUGUGUGUCUGUGUGUGGAGCAGAGGGGCUGUA
Molecule: messenger RNA, 1641 nt
Organism: Oncorhynchus keta (chum salmon)
Lineage: Eukaryota; Metazoa; Chordata; Actinopteri; Salmoniformes; Salmonidae
Product: postacrosomal sheath WW domain-binding protein-like
Exons: 2
Coding region: 578-1573 (331 amino acids)
Source: RefSeq, a predicted model, not a curated record